CUUAGAAUUGUAUUUACUUCAAUGACUCAUUUAUACUUUUUUUAACUGCCACUUCAUCAAGCUAAGCAUAUGCUCUCUAAUAUUCUAUUAAUCUUUUUCCUCAUAAAAGACCUUCAUACCAUUUUCUUGUUCUCUUGCUCCCCUCUCUUUGCAUUCUCCAUUUUGUUUUAGUUUUGGUUUACAUUUAGGUUUGAGUUCAGAGUUGGAAAUGAAAUUCGGAAAGAGAUUGAAGCAACAAAUACAAGAAACGUUGCCGGAUUGGCGCGACAAGUACUUGUCGUAUAAGGAAUUGAAGAAGCUGGUUCGGUUGAUCUCUUCGGCCCCGCCGUUGUCCAGUGGAUCAAUUGAGUAUGGAAAAGCCGAGGCUGAGUUUGUGUAUUUAUUGAACAAUGAGAUCGACAAGUUCAAUGUUUUUUUCAUGGAACAAGAAGAAGAUUUCAUCAUUCGACACAAGAUAUUACAACAGAGGAUUGAGAGUGUGAUCGAGAUAUGGGGGCCAAAUGGAAGUCAACCUUCAAAGGCAGAGUAUAAAGAGGAAAUGGGCAAGAUUAGAAAAGACAUCAUCAAUUUCCAUGGCGAAAUGGUGCUUCUUGAAAACUACAGCAAUAUCAAUUUCACAGGAUUGGCAAAGAUACUGAAGAAGUAUGACAAGAGAACUGGUGGGUUAUUGCGGUUGCCAUUCAUUCAGAAAGUGUUGCAGCAACCUUUUUUUACUACUGAUCUAAUUUCAAAGCUAGUCAAGGAAUGUGAAAAUACAAUAGAUACAGUUUUUCCUAUAGAGAAAGAAGAAAGAGCAAGAGGAGGAAGAGAAGCAAUAAUAGCAGCAGAAGAGGGGAUUUUUAGGAAUACAAUUGCUGCCCUAAUGACCAUGCAAGAAAUUAGACGAGGAAGUUCUACUUACAAUCACUUUUCUUUGCCUCCUCUCAAUUUACCUGACUCUGAUAUCAUCCAAUCAUUACACUUCACUUCUCCUAUACCCAUUGUAUAAUGAAAUCUGAAUUAAUUGCUGAAAACUUAUUUACAUUAUGGGGCAUAGCAACUAGCUAAUAAUUGUUUUUUUUUUCUUCUGUAUUGAUGAUCGUAUAAUACUAUCUACGUCGAAAUAUACUUAUAAAAUUU
Messenger RNA from Jatropha curcas, 1119 nucleotides. It is a transcript of the gene SPX3, whose product is annotated as SPX domain protein 3. NCBI's taxonomy places the organism in Eukaryota, Viridiplantae, Streptophyta, Magnoliopsida, Malpighiales, Euphorbiaceae. Gene Ontology annotation, biological process: cellular response to phosphate starvation. The record is from RefSeq and is a predicted model, not a curated record.